AUGAAGCAAGAAGAAAGCGAAAGAUUCGAGACAUUCUUAGUAAGACUGCGCAAUCAAGCAGAUAAAUGCAAAUUUGCUGCUAAGGAUGAAAAUUUAAUUGACCAAAUCGUCGAAAAGGGCCAUAGUGCAGAAUUAAGGAAGAAGAUCCUAUCGGCGGGUGACAGUGUCACUCUUCAGCAGGUUAUUACAAUUGCCACCACGCUUGAAACUGUCAAUAGGCAGCUUGAUACAUUUGAAAAGCCAAGUCAAAGUAAAACAUAUGGUGAAACAAAUAAAUCUGAAAUUAAUAAAUUACAUACGCGGAAAUUUCCUUCAAAAAAUCAAACUUCUUCAAAGAAUUGCUUUAGAUGUGGCAGUAGUAAACAUCUAUCUUUUGAUGACAGUUGUCCUGCCAGAGAGAGGAAAUGCUUAAAAUGUGGGAUUAUCGGACAUUUUAAAGACUAUUGCAGGACAAAAUUACAGAAACGGAAAACACAAGCCAACAGCGAUGAGAAAACAGAUAGAUCAAAGAGACAAAGACUUAGUAAACCUUACAAAAACACAGAGGAAGUGGACUAUAUAUUUCAUUUAGACGAUGACGCAACUGUUACUUGUAAAAUCGGGGGUGUAGUUGUUGAAAUGUUGAUUGACUCUGGCAGUAAAUGCAAUAUUAUCACUGAGAAGACUUGGAAUUAUUUGAAAGGUCAUAAAAUAAAAGCAAUCAAUCAAAUCAAGAAGCCGGAUAAAAUAUUAUUGCCUUAUGGUAGUCAAAAACCUUUAGAGAUUUUUGGAUCAUUUGACGCCACUAUAACUAUUGAUGAUAAAGUUACUAAAAACACAACAUUUUAUGUAAUUCGAAACGGUACUCGUGACCUUCUAGGUAAAGUCAGUGCAAUACAACUUAAUGCUCUUCGGGUUGGUAAAGAAAUAUCACCAGUUAUCCAGCCGUAUCGGAGGAUACCAAUUCCCUUAGAAGAAAAAGUUAACAAAAAACUUAUCGAACUUAAAGAAGCUGACAUUAUUGAAGAAGUUAACGGACCUUCACCAUGGGUAUCUCCGAUGGUACCGAUAUUAAAAGAGAAUGGUGAGGUUCGGAUCUGCAUUGACAUGAGGCGAGCAAAUGAAGCUAUCAUUAGAGAGAACCAUCCACUCCCGACAAUGGAUGAGCUUUUACCAAAUUUUAGGCAGGCCAAGUAUUUCUCCCGACUUGAUAUAAAAAAUGCUUUCCACCAACUAGAAAUUGAUGAAGGUAGCAGAUAUAUUACCACUUUUAGCACCGGUAAAGGACUCUUCCGUUAUAAGAGACUGAUGUUUGGGAUAUCUUGUGCACCCGAAAUGUUCCAAAAAGUAUUAGAGAAGUUAUUGUUAGGAUGUGAAGGGACUGCUAACUUCAUAGAUGACAUUAUCAUCUAUGGGUCCGACGAAAAGGAGCACAACAGACGGCUCAAUAAAGUGCUGCAAGUGCUUAAAGAUAAUAAUGUCCUCUUUAAUGAAGAUAAGUGUAUCUUUAGAACGAAUAAAAUAGAAUUCCUAGGGCAUGAAUUAACAGCCGAAGGAAUAAAACCCCUAGAUAAAUAUACAGGGUUAUUGUAUUGGUCGGGUAUUCAAGAAAAGGCAUUUGAAAGCCUGAAGCAACAGCUGGCAGACAUAAAGACACCAGGUUAUUAUAAUCCGGCGGAUAAAACACAAAUAAUAGCAGAUGCUUCUCCAGUUGGGCUAGGGGAAGUACUCAUACAAAUUGAUGGUAAAGGCCCUCGUGUGAUAGCGUUUGGGAAUAAAAGUCUUACUGACUGCGAGAAAAGGUAUUGUCAAACCGAAAAGGAGGCGUUGGCAUUGGUAUGGGCCGUGGAGCAUUUCAAAAUAUACCUUUUAGGUAAAGAGUUUGACCUUAUCAGUGAUCACAAGUCCUUGGAGACCAUCUUUGGGCCCCGUUCAAAACCUUGUGCGCGUAUUGAACGCUGGGUACUUAGGCUGCAGGCGUAUAAGUACAAGGUCGUCUACUGCCCAGGAAAAGACAAUAUCGCAGACCCAAUUUCUCGGCUUUGGAAAUCAAAUCAACUUGUACCAUUUGACAGUGAAAAUUAUCUUAAUUCUAUUGUUGAAUAUAGUAGACCGGUUGCAGUACCCCUAAAUGAGAUCGACUCAGCUAGUGCAACAGACGCUGAAAUUACAGAUUUAAAAAACGGAGUAUUCUAUAACAAGUGGGAUGAAUCUGUUACCGCUUUUAAACCUUUUCAAACUGAGAUUUGUUUCCAUGGCAAUAUUGCAUUAAGGGCUAAUAAGCUUAUUAUCCUCAAGAAACUUCGUGAUAGAGUUCUCGAAUCUGCUCACCUAGGACAUCCCGGUAUAGUGGCCAUGAAGACAAGCCUUAGAACCAAGUGGCCAAAGAUCGACAGGGAUGCGGAGAAUAGAGUUAAGGCUUGCAAAGCGUGUACACUUGUGUCAGCACCAAACCCACCCCAUCCGAUUAAAAGAAGAGUUCUUCCUGUUGAGCCUUGGAUUGACGUGGCGAUCGAUUUUCUUGGACCACUGCCAUCAAAUGAUUAUUUACUCGUUCUUGUAGACUACUUUAGUCGGUAUAAGGAGAUAAAAGUCAUGAAGAAUAUUACAGCAGCAGAAACGAUUAAUGAACUUAAGGAAAUAUUUUCUCGGCUUGGAUACCCUGUUACGAUGACAUGUGACAACGGUAACCAAUUUACUAGUGACAACUUUAGGGCAUUUUGUAAAGAAUGUGGUAUUACGCUAAACAAUACUAUCCCGUAUUUUCCACAAAUGAAUGGAGAAGACGAACGCCAGAAGAGAUGUUCUUAA
Molecule: messenger RNA, 2790 nt
Organism: Trichoplusia ni (cabbage looper)
Lineage: Eukaryota; Metazoa; Arthropoda; Insecta; Lepidoptera; Noctuidae
Exons: 2
Coding region: 1-2790 (929 amino acids)
Biological process (GO): DNA integration
Molecular function (GO): zinc ion binding; nucleic acid binding
Source: RefSeq, a predicted model, not a curated record